UACACUGACUUGGACUAGGAGUCCAAACAACACAUCAAUACAUUAUCAUUUAAAGUUGAAUACCAACAUCCAACUAAUCAACCCCAAAAAUUAAAUCAACCAGAAAAAAAAAAAAAAAAAAAACCCAAAAUUCAGUUGAAUAGUAUCGUCCCUAAUCAUCCACACACGUUUUCUUUCUCUCUCUCUAAUCCAAAAUGGAUCGAUAAUAUGACUAAAACCCCCAAAUUUGUCACUUUUGACCUACUCCAACCUCAAUUUUACUUCUCAAUUAACCCCCAGAAACCCUAAUUUACAGUAUGAUUCAAACCAAAAAACCCCAAUUCAAUCUGCUGUUCCUAAUUUUCAUAGGGUUAGGGUUUUGUUUGAAUUUGGGCGAUGCAAUUAAAGUACCCUUUAGGGUGAAUGAUGUUCUUCCUGUUUUACCCCGCCAAAUUUCAUGGCCUGUACUUAAUAAUCUUCAUAAUGCAGUUGAUUUGAUGCCUUCUUUUGUGGGUUCAAUUACCCCUCAAAAUAAUGAGUCAAUUCAGUGGAAAGGGGCUUGCUUUUUUGAGAAUACUGCUCGUCUUGAGUUCCCUGAUUCCGGCGAUAAGGGCUUGGGUGGUGGUGUUCUUCAUCUUACGACGUCUUCAGCCCACAGUUGGACCUGUAUGGAUCUUUAUGUUUUUGCAACGCCCUACAGGGUUACUUGGGAUUAUUAUUUUGCCUCCAGUGAGCAUACACUUAAGUUUGAAUCGUGGGAGGAAGCUGCUGAACUGGAAUAUGUAAAGCAACAUGGGAUAUCAGUGUUUUUAAUGCCAUCUGGAAUGUUGGGGACUUUCCUUUCUUUGGUGGAUGUUUUGCCUCUAUUUUCUGAUUCAGCCUGGGGUCAGCAUGCUAAUUUAGCUUUUCUUGAGAAGCACAUGGGUGCAACAUUUGAGAAGCGUCCUCAGUCUUGGCAGACAAUAAUUAAUCCAGAGGAUGUCCAUUCUGGGGAUUUUCUGGCUGUUUCAAAGAUCCGUGGUCGUUGGGGAGGAUUUGAGACACUAGAGAAAUGGGUCACUGGGGCAUUUGCUGGUCAUACGGCAGUUUGCCUAAAAGACGAGUAUGGUAAUCUUUGGGUUGGUGAAUCAGGGCAUGAGAAUGAAAAGGGUGAAGAAGUUAUUGCGAUCAUACCAUGGGACGAAUGGUGGAAACUGGCGUUGAAGGACAAAUCCAAUCCACAGAUAGCUUUGCUUCCCUUGCAUCCUGACGUGCGUGCAAAAUUCAACACUACUGCUGCUUGGGAAUUUGCACGAAGCAUGUCUGGAAAACCAUAUGGUUACCAUAAUAUGAUAUUUAGUUGGAUUGAUACCAUAGGCGACAACUUUCCGCCGCCUCUUGAUGCUCACUUGGUCAUUUCUGUCAUGUCUAUGUGGACUAGAGUACAGCCAGCGUAUGCAGCAAAUAUGUGGAAUGAGGCUUUAAAUAAGCGACUUGGAACUGAGGGCUUGGACUUGUACGAAAUCCUGUUGGAGAUUGAAAACCGAGGCAUAGCAUUUGAGCAGUUGCUAACCAUCCCAGAGCAAGAUGAAUGGAUAUACAGUGAUGGUAAAUCCACAACAUGUGUUGCCUUCAUCCUUGCAAUGUAUAAAGAGGCUGGAGUCUUUGAUCCUUUGUAUGACUCUAUCCAAGUAACAGAGUUCACAAUCCGCGAUGCUUAUAUGCUGAAAAUUUUUGAGAGCAACAUAACACGUUUGCCGAGCUGGUGUAACACUGAGUACGGGAAGAUUCCAUUUUGCCAGAUUCUUGGAGAGUAUCGUAUGGAGCUGCCUGAAUACAACACCGUUGAGCCAUAUGCCCACAUGAAUGAGAAUUGUCCUUCCUUGCCUCCACAUUAUCAGAGGCCUUUAAAAUGUUGAUGGUUUAGGUUAAAGUUAUGUUGUUUGUAGUAUGUACCACAUUCUAUAAUGGUUUGGAGCAUUGCUUUAGCAUCAGUUUGCCACAUUGAAGUUAUUUUGUAAUGUGUACAUAUAUACGAGUUAUCUAAAGUAUAUAUAGUAGUUGCUUUUGGAGAUUUGGUUGGGUAGCUUUAUGAGACGGGUGUAAAUAAAAUGCUUCACUUAUGCACGAAUAAGCAUUUUCAAAAAAAUUUACAUGUCAAA
Chenopodium quinoa (quinoa) is the source of this 2120-nucleotide messenger RNA. RefSeq lists its product as uncharacterized. The record is from RefSeq and is a predicted model, not a curated record. The coding region runs from base 297 to 1877 and encodes 526 amino acids. NCBI's taxonomy places the organism in Eukaryota, Viridiplantae, Streptophyta, Magnoliopsida, Caryophyllales, Amaranthaceae. The transcript is spliced from 7 exons.